Yamadazyma jaroonii is the source of this 4653-nucleotide messenger RNA. The record is from the annotation of a GenBank genome assembly. NCBI's taxonomy places the organism in Eukaryota, Fungi, Ascomycota, Pichiomycetes, Serinales, Debaryomycetaceae.
AUGUCAAGUAAACGUAGACUGUCAUCGAGGUUGGCAUCGGCGUCCAAUGGGCCCCAGGUCAAACAGGAGGUUGUCAAUACGCCUAAGAGGCGAAAAGUCGAAGUCAAACCUUUGCCUGUGAAGAAAAAGUCUCAUAAUGAUAAAAUCGUAGAUUUCUUAGUAGAUUAUAACUUGAGUAUCAACGAAUUAUUUCAACUAAAAGAAUAUGGAUCAGUUGUUGACUGGAAUCCAUCCGACUUUCUGGGUACCAAACCUAACAAACCAGAAUUGUUUGAACAUUUCCUUAAAGAAUCGAAAUAUGGGUUAAAAUGGAUUAACGAAGAGAAUAUAAAUCUUGAUGAUUUGCCCUUGAGGUUACAAAAGAAAGCUUUAGCUGAAAGAGAAGUGAAAUUAUUGGAAAAAUACCCUUUUAAAGACGAAGUGGUGGAGAAAAGUAAGAUCAAUGAGGAUAAUAUUAUACGACAAUUAGAUGGUGAAGAUAUCAUUGAUAUUCCAGUUAAGAAACUGUCAGUUAAAACACUGCCAGUUAAAACACUGCCAGUAAAGAGUGUUCCUAAGAUGAAGAUAAAACAAGAGCCUUCAAAAGUUAAGAAACAACAAUCCAUCAACCCUGAAAUUGUUGGCUAUGAUGAAGAAGGCGAACCAGUGAUACGGAAACAAGAUUCAGAUAUCGAUGAUGAUGAUGCAAUUUUGACUGAUCUUGAGUAUCCUUUAAACCCUGAAUCCCACCAUAAAUUGAAAGAUAUAAAGUUUAAGAUCAAAGAACCCAAGAUCACUCAUCCAUCACAUAUUCCUGGUUGGAAACCUCCUGAAGGUGAUAAUAUGAAUGAUGAAGAAAAUCAAAAGAUCAUUGAUUUCAAUCCUUUGCCUGUUGAAAUCAUCACUGACAAGAAAGGUGAACAUAUAGCUGAUAAAGUGGGUGAAAGACUUUCGAAAUUCCUUGAAAAUGAACUCAAAUAUGCCAUUACUGAAGAUGGAACUGAGUAUAAUAAUACCAUGACUGAAUAUAAAGAAGUGCUUCAUCAACAAAUGGAUUUAUUCAAGAAAUUAUAUGAAAAGACAAGAUUUGAAAAGAGUUUGGAAUUGAAUGGGGAUAAAAUUGAAAAGAGAAAGUUAGCAUUACCUCAAUCUAAUGCUAGACAAGUAGCUGAUCCAUUUAGGGCCACCUCUUCAGUGGUACCUAAAUCACAUGGAAUUAGUUCUUCUACUCAUAUUGAUAACUUGUUAGCUCAAGGAUCUAAUUUUGCUAGAAUCCAUCAACAAGUUAGAAAACAACGUCAAGCCAGGAUUAAAAAAAUCGCUAAUAUGGUAGAUGCCCAUUUUAAAUGGAAGAAAGGUGAAAAGGAGAGAGAAGCAAAAGAAAGAGAACAGAAUCUUCGAAAGAUCAGUAGAUUGGCCGUUCAAGCUGUUAAGAAAAGAUGGACUCAAGCUUAUAAAGUAUAUAAAUAUUUACAAGAUCAGAAAGAAGAAGAAUUGAAGAAGAUCAAAGGAAGAGAACAUUUAAGUCAUAUGUUGGAACAUUCAACUCAAUUACUUGAAGCACAAUUAAAACCUUCAGAAAAUGAAAGUGAAGAUUCUGACAAUAUGAGUGAUUCUGAAGUCAGUGUAGAUGAUACUAUGGAUGAUCAAUUAUCUGUAGAGAAACUUCGGGAAAAGUAUGGUAAUUUGAAGGAAUUAAACGAUACCAAUGCUUCUUCUGUAUCGGAUGAUUCUGAUGAUGAUUCUGACAAUGACAAUGAUAGUGACAAUGAUAGUGACGAUGAUAGUGACAGUGAACCUAAAGGAUUAUCAGCACUCUAUGGAGAUGUCGAAAUAUCUGAAGCUGAUAUGUCAGGGGUUGAAACUUCAGCUACUCCUGAUAUUCUUGAAUACACUGAUGAACAAAAAGCAUUGAUUGAGGAUCUCAAUGGUGAUGAUAAUGAAGAAUUGGCGGAAGAUUCAGAUUCUUCUAUACCUGAUGAUACUACUGAUAGUGAAUCAGAAAGUAGUAGCUCUGAUGAAGCUGCUCCUCAAUCAUCACUUGCUUCUUUAUUCAAUCCUGCCAAAGAAUCCGAUGAUGAAAGUGUCGAUGAUGAAAGUAUGGCAGUUGAUUCUGAUGAUGAACAAAUGUCUUCAACCGAUGAAGAAGAUGAACCUAAAACACCUAAAUCGGAUUCUUUAAUUGAAAAACAUUCAGAAUUACCCGAACAGGAAGUUAAUGGAUCUAAAGUUAGAGAUGUUCCUAUUCCUUCAUUAUUACGUGGUAAUCUUCGUCCUUAUCAAAAACAAGGUCUUAAUUGGUUAGCUAGUUUAUACAGUAAUGAUACUAAUGGUAUUUUGGCCGAUGAAAUGGGUUUAGGUAAAACCAUUCAAACCAUUUCUUUAUUAGCCCAUUUAGCUACCGAAUAUCAUAUCUGGGGACCUCAUUUAAUCAUUGUUCCAACAUCAGUUAUGCUUAAUUGGGAAAUGGAAUUCAAAAAAUUCGCUCCUGGGUUUAAAGUUUUAACAUAUUAUGGAUCUCCUCAACAAAGAGCUCAAAAGAGAAAAGGUUGGAAUAAACCCGAUGCUUUCCAUGUUUGUAUUACAUCAUAUCAAUUAGUUGUUCAUGAUCAUCUGUCAUUUAAAAGAAGAAGAUGGAAAUAUAUGAUCUUAGAUGAAGCCCAUAACAUUAAGAAUUUCCGAUCAACUCGUUGGAAAGCUUUAUUGAAUUUUAAUACUGAAAAUAGAUUACUUUUAACCGGUACACCAUUACAAAACAAUUUAAUGGAAUUAUGGUCAUUAUUAUAUUUCUUAAUGCCAUCAUCAAAAGUUAAUCAAGCUAUGCCUGAUGGUUUUGCUAAUCUUGAAGAUUUCCAACAAUGGUUCGGUAGACCGGUUGAUAAUAUUCUUGAACAAGCUAGUAGUAAAGGAGGAGAUAUUAUUGAUGAAAAUGAAAGUACUGUUAAAGGUAUGGAUGAAGAAACUAGAAAUACUGUAGCUAGAUUACAUCAAGUUUUACGUCCAUAUAUUUUACGUCGUUUAAAGAAAGAUGUUGAAAAGCAAAUGCCAGGGAAAUAUGAACAUAUUGUUUAUUGUAGAUUAUCUCAAAGACAAAGAUAUUUAUAUGAUGAUUUCAUGUCUAGAGCUAAAACCAAAGAAACUUUAGCUUCAGGUAGUUUCCUUUCAAUUAUCAAUUGUUUGAUGCAAUUACGUAAGGUUUGUAAUCAUCCGGAUUUAUUCGAAGUUAGACCUAUUGUCACAUCAUUUGCGGUUCCCACUUCAGUCCCUGGUCAUUAUAAACCAUUGGAAUCAUUAAUUCAAAAACUUUUAAUCUCCGAUGAUAAGUUCCAGAAAGUAUCUUUUGAUACUUUGAAUCUUGAUCUCACAUCUAAAGAUGGGAUGAAUAAAUUUGUUGCUCAAUCCACCAAUAGUUUGAAAUCUACUCAUUCUAUCAGAGAACAAGUUGAAGAAUUAGAUAAGUUAAUAGCUAUGGAAGCUGAAUCUACAGGAGACAAUAGUUGUUUGGAUUAUUAUAUCAAUUUGAAGAAGAGUCAACAGAUCAGUUUGAAAGAACACUUGGAGCAAAGUAUUUAUUUGAAUGAUUUAAGAUGUGAAAGAGAACCUAUUUAUGGAGAUUCUUUCUUAAACUUCCUUAGAUCAGCAACUAUACCUAAAAGACCUAUCAAAAAUUUGGUUAUUGAUGAACUUAUCACACCUUUAGAUAAAAGAUUGGAUAUGAUGAAUAGUACUAUUGAGAAUUAUUCCGUUAUCACUCCUAAAGUGGUAACUCUUGAUAUGAAAGAGAACAUGUUCCCCGUAGAUGUUAGAGAUAAAGUUAUCAGUGAAAAUCUUGAUAAUCCAUUCCAUAAAUCUCAAGUUAAAUUAUCAAUCGCCUUCCCUGAUAAGUCUUUAUUACAAUAUGAUUGUGGGAAACUUCAAAUGUUAGAUAAAUUGUUACAACAAUUAACUAGUGAAGGACAUCGUGCACUUAUUUUCACUCAAAUGACCAAAGUCUUAGAUAUUCUCGAACAAUUCUUGAAUAUUCAUGGUUAUAGGUACCUGAGACUUGAUGGAUCCACCAAAAUUGAAGAUAGACAAUUAUUAACGGAAAAGUUCAAUAGAGACCCUAAAAUUCCAGUAUUCAUCUUAUCUUCGAGAUCUGGAGGUCUUGGUAUCAAUUUAACAGGUGCUGAUACGGUUAUCUUUUAUGAUUCAGAUUGGAAUCCUGCUAUGGAUAAACAAUGUCAAGAUCGUUGUCAUAGAAUUGGUCAACUGAGAGAUGUUCAUAUUUAUAGAUUCGUUUCUGAACAUACAAUUGAAUCCAAUAUCUUAAGAAAAGCCAAUCAAAAGAGACAAUUGGAUAAUGUGGUUAUUCAAGAAGGUGAUUUCACUACUGAUUAUUUCGGUAAAUUCUCCGUUAGAGAUAUUGUCGAUGACAGUAAGUUGGCAACUGAAAUCCCCGAUAAACCUUUAGCUACAGGGAAUAUUGAAAAUGCCUUGAUGCAAGCUGAAGAUGAAGAUGAUAGGGCUGCUGCUAGUGCGGCCAUGAAAGAAACUGCUGUUGAUGAUAACGAUUUCAAUGAAGAUCCAAAUGCUGGUAAUAAAGGCGAUAAUGAUGACAUGGAUUAUGAUGAAGGAGUGGGUCAUGUGGACGAAUACAUGUUGAGGUAUAUUGCCAAUGGUUAUUAUGAGUAG